GUGAACUCCAACUGGCUUCAAUACAUCGACGCAGCAGAAACCGUCUUCGAAGACUUGAAAUUAGAAUCUCGACAACUGCUAUCCCAAAAGGCGGAUGAAGCCUGUCACAUGAUGGCGAAUGACGCUUAUAAGAAAGAUCUAUGGAUGUGGGACCAAGACUGGUCGACUCAAAAGCUGAAAUUAAAAAAGAUUGCCAAAAAGAAAAAAGAUAACACGCCAUUUGAAUUAGAAACAGUUGAAGAUCUUGAAAAAAGGACUAAAAGUUCACCUAAAGAAAAAGAUUUUAAAGUUUUAAAUGAAGAAUACAUAGAUUAUAUUAAAAAAAACACACAAGAAUCAGAAACAAUAGAAGGUGUGAAAGAAUUAAGUAAAAAGUUUGGAUAUCUGUAUGCAAUGGCAGAGUCGCUCCCAGUAAGAAGGCCGUACUUGCCUGGUUACCCUGCGUGGUAUAGAAAGCUUUGCACGAAACCUGGCAAAGAUCCUGAUUGGACUCCAGGUGCUAACAAUAUUACUACUAGUAUGCAGAUAACUCCAAAACUCCUCCGCCUAUCCUGGGAAGGGUAUCCCCUCCACUACAUUCAAGAAGAAGGGUGGGGCUUCCUGGUGCCCUUUAGCAGGACGCAGAAGGAGACAGAAGGAGAGCCCUUGUUGCCUCUAGAAGAACUGUUAGCAGCGUGUCCUAUGGCGUUUUGUAAGCAGAGUGACAUCGACGCCAAUGUGCAUUUGUUACCAAAGACUGUUGAGGAGGAUUUGGGCAGACGAGCGUACUAUUCUCGGAAGAAAUUCGACGAGCAAGCGGCGGCUAACCAGUACCAUGGUUUAGGCGUAUGGUGCGGCGUACAAAUACAAGGUUGCUGUCACUUCUUGCGACUACCGCACAAAGAUGGACCGAAGUACAAAGUGGGGAAUCCCCUGGCGAAAGACUUCCUGGAUAUGUUCAGUCAGAAUGUGUUGACUGCACAAGGGAACGAGGCGGAAAAGGUGCUUACCUUUGGGCGUAUGAUGUCGUACUGGCGGAACAACCGCGAGCGUAUCAUGAGCCAGCAAGUGGUGUGGUUGCCACAAGAAUUGCUGCCGGCUCAACUGAGAGGCACGCGGCAGUACGGAGCCAUUGUGCCACAAGUGGUCGUAAGUGGGACGCUUACUAGAAGAGCGAGCGAGCCGACGUGGAUGACGGCGAGCAACGCGCAGGCGGAGCGCGUGGGCUCCGAACUGCGUGCCAUGGUGCAGGCGCCUCCGGGACACAAGUUUGUAGGCGCUGAUGUCGACUCGCAGGAGCUCUGGAUAGCAGCAUUACUCGGGGACAGUUCGCUAGGCCUGUGCGGAGGGACCGCCUUCGGCUGGGCCGUGCUAGCCGGAGACAAGUCUACGAAGACCGACCUGCACUCGCUGACCGCCGCCGCUGCCGCUAUCUCGCGCGACCACGCCAAGGUCAUCAACUACGCGAGGAUAUACGGUGCCGGUCAAAACUUCGCCGAAAGACUGCUGAAGCAAUUCAACCCGACCAUGACGAUAUCGGAGGCGAAGAGCAAAGCGGCCAAAAUGUUCACCACCACCAAAGGCCGCCGCGUGUACUCGCUGAAGAAACAGUACAUGGAGGGGUUCAUAUUGGAUGAAGAUGAGGAGUCAAAGGUCGGUGAUGGAUUUAGAAAUGCAGAAAAUAAUAAUUAUUUAUUGCUUUUGUUUUUUGUAGAGGUGUUAUCU
Molecule: messenger RNA, 1704 nt
Organism: Ostrinia furnacalis (Asian corn borer)
Lineage: Eukaryota; Metazoa; Arthropoda; Insecta; Lepidoptera; Crambidae
Product: DNA polymerase subunit gamma-1, mitochondrial-like
Exons: 8
Biological process (GO): mitochondrial DNA replication
Cellular component (GO): gamma DNA polymerase complex; mitochondrion
Molecular function (GO): DNA-directed DNA polymerase activity; DNA binding; 3'-5' exonuclease activity
Source: RefSeq, a predicted model, not a curated record